Acanthoscelides obtectus is the source of this 2007-nucleotide messenger RNA. NCBI's taxonomy places the organism in Eukaryota, Metazoa, Arthropoda, Insecta, Coleoptera, Chrysomelidae. The record is from the annotation of a GenBank genome assembly.
UUAUAAUGAUAUUUAAUAAAACCAGGGCGAGUAUUCUGACGGAAGCGUUCACAGCUCUCAUCAUCACCUUCGGCCAACAUGUCCAUUCUGUUCAAUUUGAAUUUUAUUUUCCUUUUAGUGUGUUCAACACGCGCUUCAGUGAUCAGGAACAAUGACCUUUUCGAGUUGUCUGUGGUGCAUCUGAAUGAUUUCCAUGCCAGGUUUGAGCAGACGAAUAUGAAUGGUGCCGCCUGCAAGCCAGGAAAUACUCAAUGCAUUGGAGGCUUUUCGCGCAUGUACGCCACGAUAAUGCAGAUGUUGAAAGAAAACCCGGGUGCCGUUCUGCUAAAUGCUGGUGACGACUUCCAGGGCACGAUGUAUUACAGCUUAGGAAAAUGGAACGUGACUCAGGAAUUCAUGAACAAACUUCCGAUUGACGCGCAGGUUUUAGGUAACCAUGAAUUUGACGAUGGAAUAGAUGGUGUGGUACCUUACAUUAAGGCAUUAAAACAUCCUGUAAUCGUGUCAAACAUAGACGAUAGCUUGGAACCUAGGAUGCAAGGAAUCUAUUCCAAAAGCACUGUUAUUAAAAGGAAUGGGGAAAAAAUUGGGAUAGUCGGAGUUAUAGUUGAGAGCUGCGAUGAAAUAUCCAAUACAGAAAAAUUAAGAUUCCUUCCAGAAUCUGCCAGCGUGAAUGCAGAAGCCGAAAGAUUAGUGGAAGAGGAAGGAGUGUUCACUGUGAUAGUCCUCUCGCAUUCCGGAUAUGACCAUGACAGGCUGAUAGCUAAGAAUGCAUCGGACAAAAUUAGUCUGAUUGUUGGUGGCCAUUCACAUACUUUCUUAUAUACGGGAGAUAACCCACCUGGACCUGAAACAGCUAAGGGACCCUAUCCAACAAUUGUACAGAAACCAAACGGACACGACGUGCUUAUUACUCAAGCCUCAGCAUUUUCUAAAUACAUUGGAAACAUCACAGUUUAUUUAGAUGGAAAUGGGGAAAUUGCGGGCUACGACGGUGCCCCAAUAUUCCUUAGUCCAGAGUUACCUCAAGAUGAAAAAAUCAACCAAGACAUAAUGCCAUGGAAGAAAAUGAUUGAUGAUCAAGGAUCAAAAGUUAUUGGUUCCACGUUGGUGACAUUGGAUAAGUCAGCGUGCUACCAUGCAGAAUGUACACUUGGUAACUUCUUUGCUGAUUCAAUGGUUUGGGCGUACACAAAAAAGAGUGAUGAGUAUUCUUGGACAAAAGGGGCAAUCGCUGUUAUGAAUUCAGGUGGUGCAAGAACUACCAUUGAAAUUGGAAACAUAACAUUCAAUGACAUGAUGACUGCGGCUCCUUUUGGGAACACGAUUGAUAUAGGGAAUAUGAAGGGAAUUUAUUUGAAAGAAUUAUUUGAACGAAAUAUGUUUCCCUAUACCUAUUACGGAUACGCCAGCGGAGUGAAGCUGUUGCAAUAUUCUGUAAUGCUGGAAAAAUCCCGGAAACGGAUCAAGAAGUUUGCGACGAACGUACCAGGGUGGCGAGUUCUCAAUGGAAUGACGGGACUAUAUACCGGGUGUAUCAAAUUCUACUCUCACCAUUGGAAACGGGGUUCAAAUCGUUUUUGACAUGAGCCGUCCCCUUGGGAAGAGAGUAGUUUCAGCGAAAGUGAGAUGUCAGAACUGCACGAUUCCUGUAUACGAAGACCUGGAUGAAGAAAAAACCUACAGGAUAAUUGUACCAUCGUUUUUAGUCAAAGGAGGUGAUGGAUACAAUACGAUCAGAGACUAUUUGACUGACGUUGAGAUAGGUCCAUCGGACAUAGACGUUUUCGUAGAUUACCUGGCGCACAGAUCUCCUGUUUUCGAAGAGAUAGAAGGCAGAACAUUUAUUCGCCGUAGGGAACUCAUCGUAGAUAGGAACACCUGGAAUCCUGAAUAAUAGAAAAGUAGUACUAGAGCACUUAUAAACAUGUUUCGUAAAAGUAUCUAUAAUAACUUAUUUUGUUAGGUUUGCUGUUUCAAAAUAAAUAAUUUGUUAUAUGUAUGGUG